This is a messenger RNA of Laccaria bicolor S238N-H82, 180 nucleotides long. RefSeq lists its product as uncharacterized. The transcript has a single exon. The record is from RefSeq and is a predicted model, not a curated record. Lineage: Eukaryota; Fungi; Basidiomycota; Agaricomycetes; Agaricales; Hydnangiaceae. Bases 1 to 180 code for a protein of 59 amino acids.
AUGCGGGUUUGGUUUGUCCCACCCACCCAUCGCAGCUCAUCUUGUUUUGCCCACAGAGUGGACCUCCCUGCCGGGACGCUUUCGGCUUUCGCCCAUCCUUUGCGUUUCGCGCAGUCUGGCUCUCUCUCUGAGCAAGGACAUUACAUGUUGCUUUCAGUCUCGGACUAUGUAGUAUUUUAG